This is a messenger RNA of Acaulospora colombiana, 2372 nucleotides long. The record is from the annotation of a GenBank genome assembly. NCBI's taxonomy places the organism in Eukaryota, Fungi, Glomeromycota, Glomeromycetes, Diversisporales, Acaulosporaceae.
AUAGAAUACUCACCCGGCAAGCUGAAUAUAUUUGCGGACGCGCUUUCGCGCAUCUACUCUAAUGAAGGGGUGGGCACGGUCAGAAGCCAAGGCGAGUAUGUAACAGGCAAGGAUAGAGUGGAUGAGGACGAAGGAGACUCACCCAUGAAAUUGAUGUAUGUCGAUACAUCUGUAUUGCCUAGCAGCCCAGUAGUGUUUGGCGAAGGAGUGGCAGCCGAGAUGGCAUUAGCACUCAUGAACAUGGAGAUAAGGACUAGAGCGCGAUUAAAGCGAGCGGCAAAGGAGGAUGUCAGUUAUGCGCAAACCCAAGAGAGGAAGCGGAGGGCGCACAACUCACCUGAGCCAGAGCCUACAGCUAGCUUGAAAACCCAGCGGAAGAGAGGUAGACCAAAAAAAAUGGUAGACGGUCAUGACCAUGAACUUCCCAGGGGAGAAGCCAACCAAGGAGCGAAGGAGCCGCCGCGGUCGAGACCGCCGAAGUCACCAGAAUCAUAUGACCCCGAGUUGAGCCCGGAGUCGGAGGAGGAGAAGCCCAGUGACUACGAGUCACAGGCAUCUACCGAACUAAAUCAUGAGAGACAACAAGAGUUGAUCAGUGAAAUGGAGGAGGUAGCACAUGAACUAGAGGAAGGGCACGUGAACGCACGGGUCGGAGAGCCAACGCCCAUAGAAAGAGUAGUGGAAGCACAACUAACGGACGUCAUAAAUGAGUAUGACUUACCCAACGAUCUCCAAGGACGCUAUGGGGAGGAUUCAUUCUUCAAGAUAGUGCUUGAGAAACCGAAGCAUUACACAAACUUCGAAGUGGUUGGAGAACCUGGGAAGGAGUUAGUGUACCAGAGAGCGGGAGAAAGAAGAAUCUUGUGCAUACCUGAUAUCAAGAUGGGGCAGCGGCGAGUAAGGGAAAUAGUGAUAUCCCACGCCCACUCGAUCCUAGCACACUUGGGGUCGAGAAAGACAUUAUGGUACCUCCGGGAGAAUGUGUGGUGGAAGGAGAUGAUUAAGGAUAUUGCAGACUAUUGUAAGACCUGCGAGGUGUGUGCGCGCACAAAAUCCUCCAAUCAGACGCCUAUGGGCCUCCUUCACCCACUGCCGGUACCCAAGCGCCCAUGGGAACAAGUCGGUGUAGAUUUCGUAGGGCCACUACCAUUAGCCAAAAGUAAAUAUGGCGAGUUCGACCAGGUAGCGGAAGUCUUCUACGAAACGGUCUACAAGCUCCACGGCCUGCCAGAAAGAAUCGUGUCCGACAGGGAUAAGAUUUUCACGUCAACAUUCUGGCAGCGUCUUCAUCAGCUAAUGCGGGUGCAAUUGAAAAAGAGUAGCACAUACCAUCCACAAACCGACGGAGCAACAGAAAGGGCAAACCGCACGAUGAUGCAAAUGUUAGUGCAGGCUAUAGGUGGAAGGGACGCGAGAUGGAUUGAGCGUUUACCAGCGAUCGAAUGGGCGAUGAACGCGGCACGAUCAGAGACCACCGGGUUCUCACCAUUUUUCUUAAAUUUUGGAUACCGUCCGAGACCACUGAUAUGGAAUAAUGCCGACAAAGAUGAAUAUCCAGGAGUACACGCCUUCGCGCAGCGGAUGAAAGAUGCCAUUAUGCAGGCGCACGACGCCAUAUUGGAAAAGCGGGUGAAGCAGACCGGGGACUUGGUGUACCUUAGCACGAAAAACUUGAAAUUGCCGAAGGGCAAAUCAAGGAAACUAGUGCCAAAAUUUAUCGGACCAUUCUCAGUGACAGGAGAAAUUGUGGAAGGGACGACGUACAAGUUGGACCUGCCAAAUUACCUCAAGGAAAGGGGCGUUCAUAACGCAUUCCACGCAUCGUUACUCCGUAUCUACGAACCAAACUGUGAUACGCGAUUUCCGGGUCGACAGUUCGAGCAGCUGGCAGCCUUUGGUGGCGACGAAGGGACCUGGGAGGUCGAACGCAUCAAGAGCCACUACCGGCAUGGAAAGGAAUCGUUAUUCGAGCUGGAAUGGAAGAACGGGGAUGUCACAUGGGAACCAUUCGAACAAGUGCAAGACUUGGAGGCAUUGACAGAAUACCUUGAGGCAAUGGGUGUCCUGGAGGUGUCGAGUCUACCGAUUGGAAAAGGCCAGCCACCACAUAACGAUCCGGAGACGUUUGUCGCGACGAUCGCGAUACUCACGGGUGCUUCAAGUCGCAGGCAGUGGAUCACCAACCAAAUGGGUGGGGCCCCUUCUUUUACGUCAAGCGGUCUCCUUGUGGCGCUCCUAUGCUCCUCGACCAACCUCUUAACCUUGUCAAAUGCUCUCUGCUCUGUUGGUCCCCACUCCCAUAACUUUGUCGAUCCUAUUCUUCGGUUCAGCACUGCCAUCGUGAUGCGGACGGCCUUGAUGCCGUCUGCCAG